This is a messenger RNA of Phanerochaete carnosa HHB-10118-sp, 627 nucleotides long. RefSeq lists its product as uncharacterized. The record is from RefSeq and is a predicted model, not a curated record. The transcript has 2 exons. NCBI's taxonomy places the organism in Eukaryota, Fungi, Basidiomycota, Agaricomycetes, Polyporales, Phanerochaetaceae. Bases 1 to 627 code for a protein of 208 amino acids.
AUGCAGUCAGCUAAGUUACUUAAUUUGGUAAAAGCUGUGAGCAAUGAAUUUGCAAGAGCCUCUAACACCAAGUUGGAAUAUGCAAGAGCAACUGUACUAGGCAUAAAGUGCGAGUUAAAAACUAAGGACUUAGGAAUAAAUGCUUGUAACUCACCAAUGGUCAGUGCAAAAGAAAAGAAAGAAGAGCAGAAGCAGGAAGGGCAUGAAGAAAAUAUGACAGAGGAGUUGGGGCUUGAACGAGUAGACAUUGUUAGUGUCUUUCACCAGAAGAGUGAGACAUACAUUGACUGGAAUGAUGAAGAGCCUGUCAUGUUCACUGCAAAUUCAAUGAAAUUCCUGAAAACUCUCAACAACAAUGACACAGUCAUCUGCAUAGAUGGAAGUCAGCUGUUCUCAGCCAAUCAGAAGCUAGGAACACUGACUAUGUUUGGAGCAUAUAAAGACUCACUUGCAUUGCUAGUACUUUUGCCUAAGCAACCUCCCAAGUUUGUAUCUGAUGGAAGCAGGCUUAUCCAGAAAUACUUAGACAAGAUGAAUAUCAACUCUAAGGAAUUUCUCUGGCCAGAAAAAGAGAAGUUAUUUAAGCACAUCCUUCAAAUUCACGGGAAUGCUUUGAUCUCUGACUGA